AGAGACAUGAAAGGUGUUUCUGUAACUAUGGCCUCUAAAAACAUUAAAUUAUUUUUUUUUGGAAACAUUAUUUCUAAAAUUAGAGUUUAAUUCCUGCCUCGUUAUGUUUUUAAUAAAAUAGAAAAUGAUACUAAGAAGAACUAUUAUGUCGGCUACGUCUAGAUUAAAAGAGGGCAAGUCAUUGCUAACAGACACAGCCACAGCUAGAAAUUCAACCAAUGGUAACACAAAGGCUCAAAUUAGAGCAUUUCAAUCCAAGAGUAGCCCAAUAUAUAAAACCCAGUCUGAAAUAUCGUUAGUUUCAGGUUUCAGAAAUCUGGGUAUCAGAGAAAAACCAAAACAAUCAACAAAUAACAAACACCCUACAACCAGGAGAGGAUUUUGUACGGGAAACAGCGGAAGAUUAAAUAUUCGUAGUUUACAAGAUGUAGCGAAUAUAUUUAAAGAUAAUCAGAUACAGAAUGUAGUAGUUGUAGCAGGUGCUGGUAUUAGUACACCAAGUGGUAUACCGGAUUUCAGAACUCCAGGUACUGGUUUAUACGAUAAUCUACAGCAGUAUCGGAUACCCUACCCAGAGGCCAUAUUUGAUAUCGACUACUUCCACAGAAACCCAAAACCUUUCUUCACACUAGCUAAAGAAUUGUUUCCCAGUUUAGGCAAUUACAGACCCAACUAUAUCCAUUAUUUUGUUCGAGUUUUAUACGAGAAGGGAUUAUUACUACGCAUGUACACACAGAAUAUUGAUGGCCUAGAAAGAUUAGCAGGAAUACCAGCCAGUAAACUAGUAGAAGCACAUGGUACGUUUGCUACUGCUACUUGUACUUUAUGUGGAUAUAAAUGUGAUGGUGAUGACAUCAAGGAUAGAAUAUUAGAUGAUAAAAUACCAAAAUGUAAGAAGACAUCUUGUUCUGGAAUGGUUAAACCUGAUAUAGUGUUUUUUGGUGAAGACUUACCUCGUAAAUUUUACUACCAUUUAAGAGAUAUGUUACAAGCUGAUAUAGUCCUGGUGAUGGGAACAUCUUUAGAGGUUCAACCGUUUGCUGGUAUAAUAGAUUCCGUAAGAUGGCAGGUACCUAGAAUAUUGUUUAAUAGAGAUGUUGUUGGUCCAUUUAGACAUCAUCGUAGAACUAAAGAUGUUGUAGCUGAAGGAGAUAUUUUACAAACUAUGCAGAAGUUUGCAACAAUGAUUGGUUGGUCAGAUGAAAUGGUAGAAAUUAUAACCCAAUCAGAAGGUAGCUAUAAUGUGGGUACUGUCACGAUUCCUACAACAACAACGACAGACAAUAAACAAACGAAAGAAAAAGAUGUCAUCAAAGAUCCUUUCGUCAACGCAAUCUGGAGACAAAAUGCCACAUUUAAUUCAUUUAAUUACGCUAGUUCCGAUUCGGAGACAGGAAGUGAAUCAAGUACAAGUGAAAGUGAAUCAUCAGAGGAUGAAAGACCCCGACCUAUCCGACCUCUACGACAAAUUAAUAGUAGACUUUAUAAUAAUACUAAAAAUAGUGCUCCAACGAAACCGUUUUUACGCAGAGGUUCUUCACAGAAUUUAUCAACUACAUCAAACAAACCUAGUGUUCGUAACAACAAAUCCAAUCCUCCUGUUAAAAAGGAUCGACCCUCUCAUGUUCCCAUUAUCAAAGAAAAAAGAAACGUUUCACCAGCCAAAGAUCGGUUAUCGGCCACCGGAAGUAAACCUCUCCGACCCACCAGUGAACGUUUCAGAAUAAUACAAGCUAAACCACCCAUACCGAACUUUGCGAAAACAAGUCCCCCAAAACGUUCAGACAUUGUAGGGAGUCGUUUAACUCCAAGUACUUCCCCUAAAUUGGAUGUUCCAAAGGAAAGUGGUUCUCAGAGAGUUAAAAACAGUAACACUCAUGUCUCAUCAGUGCAAGUAUUUCGAACAUUACUUAAUCGUAGUGGUUCAGCUGAUCUACCAAAGUUACGAUUACGUGAGAAACUGGGGGCUAGAAAGAUCGUGGAAAGUUCAAGUAGUGAGUCGGUCAAUGGUACAUCAGGAUCCGGGUCUUGAUGUUUGUUUCACAUUUAGGCUCACGAAAUAUAUUGAUAUAUACGUUGCAAUACUGAACUUAUAUCAUCAUAUCACGAAAUAUAUUGAUAUAUACGUUGCAAUACUAAAUUUAUAUCAUAUCACGAAUAGAAAUCUUUAAUCUGAUUAAAACACAGAUCUUAUUUCAUUUCGUUUCUUAUUGUUCAAUGAAAUAUAGAUCUGUAUUUUAAUAACAUUGAUAAAUCUUGACAUUAUUUAAAUCUGUGAUUAUAUUAUUCAAACUUGUGUUUUUUCAAUAGUUGAUAUAAUUAUAUCACUGUGGCUUCAAUAGUUGAUAUUAUUAUACCACUGUGGGUUCAAUAGUUGAUAUAAUUAUACCACAGUGGUUUCAAUAGUUGAUAUAAUUAUACCACAGUGGUUUCAAUAGUUGAUAUUAUUAUACCACAGUGGUUUCAAUAGUUUAUAUUGUUAUACCGCAGUGGUUUCAAUAGUUGAUAUUAUUAUACCACAGUGGUUUCAAUAGUUGAUAUUAUUAUACCACAGUGACUUCAAUAGUUGAUAUUAUUAUACCACAGUGACUUUAAUAGUUGAUAUUAUUAUACCACAGUGGUUUCAAUAGUUGAUAUUAUUAUACCACAGUGGUUUCAAUAGUUGAUAUUAUUAUACCACAGUGGUUUCAAUAGUUGAUAUACCACAGUUUAUACCACAGUGGCAUGCAGAGGUUUGAUGAUUCCAGGGGCGAGCGCCUUGAUUAUAUGCCCCUCGAGUCUCAAGUAAAGCAUCAAGCAAUACUGAGAAUUGGGAGAAAUAAAGACAUUUAUUUAUGUCAACACACAUGAAAUAAACUUUUUAUUUGAAUUAAGUAGGGAUAUCAGUUAACAUCAGUAAUUAAAUUGGAUGCCCCCUGAAAUGGUUGCUCUGCUUUGCAUGCCACUGUUAUACUACUCUUUGAUUCAAUGCCCCCUGAAAUGGUUGCCCGGGGAUACCCUCCGUUCUGCUCACCCAUCGUUAUACCAAGUUAUGUUAAGUGCCUUAUUUUAAAAUAUAUUAACAAACUUCAAAUGUAUAAAAAAUACCAAACAAAUUGUUUGAAGACCACAAUCGCCACAAAAUUUAUUAUGUUAUGCUAUUAGUCGAUAGUAUUGUGAUUAAUAAAUCAGCACUUCUCUACAAAAUUUUUAAAAACCCAUGUGAUUUAUUUGUCCGAUAUUAAUAUUGCUGAUCGCCAUCGGAUAAUACUUCUAGACAUACACUCUAAAGAUGCAUUAUGUAAGAGCUAAAUCUGUCUAUUGCAGGGGGGUUGGAUGUCCAACCUCGUGGGUUUUCUCCUCGUCCUCCGGUUUCCUUCCACUGCUAAAGACCCCUACGCGCAAGUGAAUUAUGUAAAUAAAAUUAAACCAUAUGUUAGUCCCGAAAUGACCUAGUAUGUGUUGAGUGGACGUUAAACCCCAUUUCUCUCUCUCUCUUUUAUCUAAAUCUUACGUAAUGCAUCUUGAAUUAACAUUAAACUUUGAUUAUUUAACGUUUAAUCAAGAAAACAAAGUUCUAAAUAUAUGAAGAUCACCUCCUGGUUUGGAUUAUAACAAUAUGUAUGGAAAGGGCUACUCUAAGUUUUUGAAACUUGUGCUUGAUCUUUCUGAUAUCUGUCAAUAAAAAAUGUUUAAACUAAUCGUUCCUUGCAUAAUACAAAAGCAAUCGAAAAUGAAAUGGGGUUUAACGUCCUACUGUUCUGCUCUGACUGGGCUAAAGAGGACCAUCAAAAGAUUUCAGCGAAAAUGAAUAGGUGGCACUGCCUUGUGUUGAUCAUAUCCUAUAUGUUGUCUGUGGAUGCUGGGAGAUCACGUGGGUAAGACGCUGGCUCGCUAGCCUGGAGGUCGGGUGUUCGAUCCCUGCAUUGGCCGAGAAAGUUCAUCCAGAUUUUCUGGCGUGGUUUCCCCUUGUCAGUGAUGCAGGACGGAGGGCCUGACAAAGACAGCUGUCUAGUCGUUCGGAUGGGAUGGAAAACCGAGGUCCCGUGUACACAUUGGCGUGCACGUAAAAGAUCCCUUGACAGUUGGAAUUCGAUAUAAGAGUAGGCUGUAGUGCUGCUGUCCGGGCAAAAUUUCCCUCAUAGCACACUGUAUGGCGUAUGCCCGUCUUCAUUAGCCCAGUUCGGAGCAAAACAGUAGAACGUUAAACCCCAUUUCAUUUCAUUUCUGUGGAUGCUGAUUGUUGUGAAAUUUUUAAUUCAUCAUAUCUUUGUAAAUACUGAACGGAAACAAACCAUUCUUGGAACGAUAUUUUUUUGCUAUAUGAAGAAUCCAGGGGAAGAACGAUCUAAGUCACAUUUUUGUCUUUCCGCAUAAAACGUUGAAACCUUAUAGACGAGAAUGCUUAACACAACUGGCAGGCAAUUACAGAAAGCCCUGGUUCGAUUUAACGCCACAUGAUUUUACCUGAUAUUGAUUGUUCCACAGAAAGCUUAUACAAUUUGCUACCAGAUGGCGCCAUUAACUGGGUUUUUGGAAAAAGUGACUUAGGUCGUUCUUCCCCUGGGCUCUUCAUAUAUUUUAUUUCCCACAAUCUUGUACGACACGCAAUUGGCUCAUAGAUUACAUGCUGGAUUAAAAGAUUAUCCAAUAUAACACCUGUAUAAUAUCUAUUAUAUCUAUUCAAUAGUAACUUAAUGUGGAAUAAACUUUAUUUGAAUAUCGUUUUGUAUAAUAUUCAUAACUUUAUUAUAUUCUCUGUGCUUUAGUAUGGGUUUAUAUAUUCUAGUAUUACAAGUUAAAACUGUUUUCUGUAUUCAAACUUACUGGUAUAUAAAAAAUAACAAUUAUUUCCACAACAAAAGAUAAUUCGGGUCAAAUAAAACUUUUCCAUUUGUAGAUCGUAAGACGGAACUUAUUGUUAGACUAAAUAAAUCUUAAACAUUUUGAACAAUUAAAUGGUCGUAUUUAGAAAUCGUAGAUCAAAUAUAAAAAGAUUCUAUUUCUAGAUCUAUAUAACUAUUUUACAGUAGGUAGUUUGUGAAUUAUUAAUAUUCUUAUAUUCUAGAACAUGAAACAGAUAAUUGGUUUUAACAAAAGAACUUUCCCCCGUGAAUAAGUGUACUAGAUUUGGUGAAGCAUUAAAUGUGUAUUAUAACAGUAAACUGUGUAAAUAGGUCUAUAAUAAUACGCCACAUAAACCAGUUCUUAAAGUCUCUCUGAAUUUUAUCUGGUUUUUAAAUGUUUAUUUUAUAUUUCAACUGUGAAAUGGGUUAAACCGGUAAACUGUAUAAAUACCACUUGGAAUAAAUUGUGUCUCUACGUAUUUAAAUUAUACUAUAAUAUAUUGAUUCACUAGAUUCAACUAUCACAAUAUUGCCCGUCUUCAUUAGCUCAGUAUAGGAGCAGUAGGAUGUUAAACCCCAUUUCAUCACAAUAUUGUUGUUUCCAUCAAAUGAUGAUUACAAUUAUAUUGAAUUCCAACUGCCAAGGGUUCUUUUACAUAUAUGCCACUGUGUACAGAGGACCUUGGUUUUUCUUCCCAUCCAAACAACUAUACAUUAUCUCUUGCCAGGGGGGGUUGGAUGGCUGAAUGGUUAGCGUGCGUGCGCUGUAUCAUAAAGUCUGUCACUGAGUCAGUUGGCGUGGUUUCGAAUCCCCGGUUGUACGUGACAAGGAGUAGGGUCGCCUGUCCAACCUUGUGGGUUUUCUCCGGGUCCUCCGGUUUCCUCCCACUGCUAAAGACCCCUAUGCGCAAGCGAAUUAUUGAAAUAAAGUUAAACCAUGUUAGUCCCGAAAUGACCUAGUUUGUGUCAAGUGGACGUUAAACCCCAUCUCUCUCUCUCACUGUGUACAGAGGACCUUGGUUUUUCUUCCCAUCCAAACAACUAUACGUUGUCUCUUGCGAGGGCCCCCGUCCUGCACCACUGACAAGGGCGAACCACGUCGGAAAAUCCUGAUGAACUUUUUCAACACUGAGAUCGAACAAGAACCGCCAGAUUAACAAAGCUGAUGUCUUACACACCACUGUCUUACUCACUGAGCCACUGUGGCUCCAUGAUGUUUCCAGGAGAUUAACAAUUUAUCAAAUGACGGAUUGGAGACUUUAUCCUAGAUGAGGGGGGUUGGAUGGCUGCAUGCUUUAUCAUUAAGUCUGUCAUUGAGUCAACUGGCGGGGUUUCGAUUCCCCGGUUGUACAUGACAAGGAGUAGGCAUGCCUGUCCAACCUCAUGGGUUUUCUCUGUGUCCUCUGGUUUCCUCACACUGCUAAAGACCCAUACUGCUAAAGACCCAUACGCGCAAGCGAAUUAUUGAAUAAAAUCAAACCAUACGUUAGUCCCAAAAUGACCUUGUUUGUGUUGAGUGGACAUUAAACCCCAAUUCUCUCUCUCUCUCUCUCUCUCUCUCUCUCUCUCUCUCACUCUCUCUUUAUCCUAGAUGAUCAUUCGAUUUAUUUCUAAUCUAUAUUUAGCAUUAUUGUUUAUUGAACAAUGUCAAAUUGCCAAAUAUUUACCAGGGUCAAUCUUCAGUUUACUUCUAAUAUAUAUUAAGCAUUAUAUUUUUAAUAACACUGUCAAAUAAUAUGAUUUGUCUAUAAAAAUAUAUUUAUUUUCUA
Messenger RNA from Patella vulgata (common limpet), 6595 nucleotides. RefSeq names its product NAD-dependent protein deacetylase sirtuin-3. The record is from RefSeq and is a predicted model, not a curated record. The transcript has 10 exons. Bases 125 to 2032 code for a protein of 635 amino acids. NCBI's taxonomy places the organism in Eukaryota, Metazoa, Mollusca, Gastropoda, Patellidae. Gene Ontology annotation, molecular function: NAD+ binding.